Trichoplax adhaerens is the source of this 1899-nucleotide messenger RNA. RefSeq lists its product as uncharacterized. The transcript is spliced from 2 exons. Lineage: Eukaryota; Metazoa; Placozoa; Uniplacotomia; Trichoplacea; Trichoplacidae. The record is from RefSeq and is a predicted model, not a curated record. Bases 1 to 1899 code for a protein of 632 amino acids.
AUGGCUACCGAAAGAACUGCUCAUGAAGAAGUUCGAUAUUCAUGUUGUGAUUUAGAUUUUCCAGGAUUACCUGUAGAUGUUCAACGAUGUCUACUUCUUGAAGAAGUGAAAUGGUAUGCGCCAUUCCUGAAAUUCCUCAUUAUUUUUCUUACCAUCCCAAUGGGUGCCGCUCUGUUAGUUAAAAUUUUCAAUAUGUACAUGGGUACAUUGGAGAGAAAUUUUAAAAUGGAUUCUGUUCAUAUCCAUAUUUUGAACACUUUACGGCUAGAGACUAUCGAAUACUUCUACGUUCAAGGUAGCUCAACUAGAGCAUGUUGGAAACAUGCCUAUUACUGCUUCUUCUAUUUAAUCUUAUGGCUCGCGCUAACUGCAUUCGGUUAUGCAGCCUUGGUGAUGCAAAUCUAUCCAUCAGCGUUUAUGAUUGUUCCAGAAAUUUACGGUGUUGCUAUACCGCCUUCUAUAACAGCUGCUACCGUGCCUGCUGGUAUAUUACAUUUAUUUGCUACCAUAAUCAUUAUAAUAACACACCUAAAGCAAUUAAUUUGCCUUCAUCAACCUGAAAGGCAAGAUAGAAGCAGACUUUUACCUCAAGAUAGAUAUUUAGCGCCAAUGAGCGCUGGGCGAACAAAUUUACAAUUUAAGAAUAUGAUAACGGAUUUGACGAAAAAUUUAUUAUCAUUGAAGAUAGUGGUAUUCUUCAAUAAUUUAAUACAAGUUUUGGUCUAUCUACCAUUUUUUUUAACUAAAUCAAGCACUGUCAUCCCCAUUGUGAUAUUUUUAACGGAGGUAUUGACAUUGCGCUUAAAAUAUCAUCUUCUCCCUAUCAACUCCAAAUUGAAAGUACUGAAUUGCAUUCUGGCACCAGUUUUAUUUUUGAUAGCUUUCUGCUAUUCUGUUAUAACAGUAUUCCAAUUUUGGAUUAUUUUUCAAGCCUUCUUUCGUAUUAUCAUUACUGUAACAACAUUUAUUAUAACUUAUUCCGUCUACUUUAGUGUCGCUAUUGUUGUGAUUAUUCCGUAUUUGUAUGUCGUAAUUGCCUACUUGGAUGAUUAUACAGAAAAAUUACACUCACUACCACUACUUAUUAUGAAGUUAGACUCAGCCGUGGAGCAGGAAGUUGAUAAGAUACUCAAUGCAGAAAAUGGAAAGUUAAUAAUUGAUUUCUUAGUUGGUAGUAAUAAUGCUAUAGAAGUUGAUGUACCGGAAAUGUUAAAAGGAACUGUAAUCGAAAUUACAAUUCAAAACUAUAUACGACGUCUUGUUGAAGACCAUAGAUUUGAAAUCAAUGUUGGAAUGUCCCAGAUGGUCCUAAAUUAUAGAAGAGAUGGCAAUACAAUUAUUGAGGUAACACUACCUGAAAAUGAGAACUAUCCUAUUCUGUGUGCUAAUAGUGAAGGUAAAGAUAAUUUAUUGACAGAGAUUAGUGCACACUUACAAAAUACCUCUAUCGACACCCAUCGUGAAAGAUUAGUGAAAACAUUUUAUGACAUUACAAGGAUCAAUAGUGCGCGUUAUUCUGGGAUUCCGUUAGAGCUUUUUCAUUAUUUACGGUAUUACGCUCCUACAGUGUCCCUUAACUUAUGGUCAGUUGUCGUAAACUUCCUGAUUAUUACAGGAUUAUUUCUGACAUUUCUUUUAACGCUAUUGCUUCAUUCUCAUUCCUGGUCUUUCACAUCAUUGACUACUGCUGCUGCUAACACACCUAUCCUAUUCAUUGGUACUACUCUAACACUAAGAUACUUCAAAAUUCCUCUAGCAACCGAGAAAGAAACAUCUGAAAUACUAUUAGCUAAUCUGAUACACUAUAGAAGAGGCUAUAGGUUAUUCUGUACAAGAGGUCUCGAAUAUAAACCUUUGUCUAAACUAGUGAAAAUUGCACUUACCGGCAAGAAUAUCUGA